Xenopus tropicalis (tropical clawed frog) is the source of this 1557-nucleotide messenger RNA. RefSeq names its product glucosylceramidase beta 1 (gene gba1). The record is from RefSeq and is a predicted model, not a curated record. The coding region runs from base 192 to 1529 and encodes 445 amino acids. NCBI's taxonomy places the organism in Eukaryota, Metazoa, Chordata, Amphibia, Anura, Pipidae. The transcript is spliced from 9 exons.
CAUGUGAUUAGUUCCAUGUAACUGACUCUGUGAGUAGAGUUACUUCCUGUAUCACAUGACACAGUGCAGCCAAUCAGAGUGCGAGUUUGCCUGGGAGCUACGGACUGUUCCACUGCUGAGAGGGGGAGACAGACUGAUGGGAAGCCCUGCCAGCUGCUGAUUUGUGAUUGGCCGUUGGAAUCUCCGUCACGAUGUGGUAUUGGUACCUCCCCAUCCUGGGGGCAAUGGUUGGGGCUCAGGCCCCCUCAGGAGGGCACCCCUGCGCCCCGCUGGAUUUUGGGAACCAGUCGGUUGUGUGCCAGUGUAAUGCCACCUACUGUGACACCCCGGGGCCCGUUGCCCUCCCCCCCGUGGGCAACUUCAGUGUGUAUGAGAGUAGCCGGGCCGGGAAACGCCUGCAAGUCACCUCCGGAGCCUUCAGCAAGAGUCCACCGUUGCCCCAGGAUCUUGUCCUGGCGCUGAAUUAUAAUAAGAGGUUCCAGUCCAUUAAGGGAUUCGGUGGCGCCGUGACCGACUCAGCCGCCCUCAAUAUCCUGGCCCUGUCCGACCGGACCCAACAGAACCUGCUCAGGGCCUACUUCUCUGGGGAAGGCAUUGGCUACAACAUCCUGCGGGUUCCCAUGGGGAGCUGUGACUUCUCCUCGAGGAUCUACACCUACCUGGACACUGAGGGAGACUUCAGCAUGGAGACCUUCAGGCUACAGAUGGAGGACACCAAGUUAAAGAUCCCACUGAUCCAGAAGGUCAAAGAGUUGUCCGAGAGGCCCAUCUCGCUCUUCGCCAGUCCCUGGACCUCUCCUCCAUGGAUGAAGACCAACGGGGCCGUAACUGGGAAGGGGAGCCUGAAGGGGCAGCCUGGGGAUCAAUAUCACCAGACCUGGGCCAAGUACUUCAUCAGGUUCUUGGACGAGUACGCCAAGUACAACGUAACAUUCUGGGCGGUGACCGUGGAGAACGAGCCAACCGCGGGGCUGAUUUCCGACUACCCCUUCCAGAGCUUGGGGUUCACCCCCGAACACAUGAGGGACUUCAUUGCCACCGACCUGGGCCCGGCCUUUGCCAACAGCUCCCACAGUCAAGUGAAGAUCAUGAUCCUGGAUGACAGUCGCCUUCUGCUUCCUUAUUGGGCCAAAGUGAUACUGUCGGACCUGAAGGCGGCUCGCUACGUACACGGCCUGGCUGUGCACUGGUACCUGGAUGCCAUUGCCCCUGCUGAUGUCACACUGGGACACACCCACCAGCUCUACCCUGACUACUUCCUGUUUGCCUCGGAGGCUUGCACCGGGUCUAUGCCUUGGAACAAGGGUGUUUCCCUGGGGUGCUGGGACCGGGGCAACCAGUACAGUCACAGCAUCAUAGAGGAUCUGAAUCACCAUGUGACCGGUUGGACCGACUGGAACUUGGCGCUGGAUAUAGAAGGGGGUCCCACGUGGGUGGAUAAUAACGUGGACAGUCCCAUCAUCGUGGACGUCAGCAAAGACGUUUUCUACAAGCAGCCGAUGUUCUACCACAUGGGCCAUUUCAGGUGAGCAACGUCCGACCGCGGAGUGGGCGUGG